AUGGCAUCCUCCGAGAAGAAGGCUUUCCUGGCCGACAAGGCCUACGAUAACGACGCCCCAAUCGUUGAUUCCGAUGCAGAUACAGAUAACGACGACGCCUCCCCGCGACCCAGCGAUGAGCAUGUCCUGGACGAAGCAGAGGAACAGGAAAGAUUGCUGGCCAAACCGAACAGGGCGGAUGUAGUCCGAGAUAUCUUCGCGAAGUCAGACCAGCGAGAUCGCAGGCGGCGACGACGAUCAAGACGGAAGAGCGAGACUGGUUUCGACGAAGAUGGCCGCGUCGUCUUCGAGAUGGAGGGCGGGUUCAAGGACAACAGCUCCGAGAGUUCUGUUGAUCUGACCAGGGCCGAGCCAUACACACCACCUAAACGAGGACGCAUGGCAGUCAUACAUAUCGUGAUCAUCGCACUGUUCGUACUUCUGGCUUACGGUGCAUGGACGGCAUCGAGGCAGACUACCUCGGCUUCGCAUCUCCGGACAUACUGGAACGGCACCCAUGAGUUCAAGCCAACCACUAUCCUGAUCUCCCUGGACGGCUUUCGUGCGGACUUUCUCAAUCGUGGUAUUACACCAGCACUGAAUGCGUUCAUCGCCUCCGGCGUUUCUCCACGAUGGAUGCUGCCGUCGUUCCCUUCGGUGACAUUUCCCAAUCACUUCACUCUGGUCACGGGACUAUAUCCAGAGAGCCACGGAAUCGUUAGCAACCAGUUCUGGGAUCCAGAAAUACAGGAGGAGUUCUACUACACGGAUACCACGAUCUCGAUGCAGCCAAAAUGGUGGAAUGCUGAACCCAUCUGGGUCACGGCAGAGGAUCAGGGCGCGAAGACAGCGAUUCAUAUGUGGCCAGGCUCCGAAGCGCAUAUACCAGAUCGCGAGCCUACAUACCUCGACAAGUUCAACGAAAGCGAGGUGCUACCGAAGAAGGUUGACCGACUCAUGCACUGGCUGGAUCUGCCAGGCGAUGAGGUUGAACAUGGAGACAAGCGUCCACAAUUAUUGCUCUCCUACGUACCAAACGUCGAUGCAGAUGGUCACAGAUACGGCCCGAACAGCACAGAAAUUAGAGCAACGAUCGCUGAUGUUGAUAGCAUGCUGACCAUGAUUGUCGAGGGGCUAGUCCAGCGCAAUCUGACCGAGAUUGUGAACUUGGUAGUGGUCUCGGACCACGGCAUGGCAACAACCUCUACAAAACGAAUCAUCCAACUCGACGAACUUAUCGACGUGUCCCUGAUUGAUCAUAUGGAUGGCUGGCCUUUGCGCGGCCUUCGCCUGAAAGAUGCGGAGCGCGAUCUCGAACCACUACACCAACAGCUUCUCGCAGCAGCCAAAAAGAUGGGCUCAUUCGACGUCUACACGCGCGAGACAAUGCCAGAAAGAUACCACUUUUCCAACAACGACCGCAUUGCGCCUCUUUGGAUUGUGCCCAAAGCUGGCUGGGCAGUCUUAGAGAAGACCGAUUUUGACGUUGCAAAAGCCCUGGAGGAUGGCACAAGCUACGAGCCCAAAGGCCUUCACGGCUAUGAUCAUGAGCAUCCUUUGAUGCGAGCGAUCUUUGUGGCUAGAGGCCCAGCAUUCCCACAUCCUGGCAACAGUAGACUGGCCACGUUUCAGAACACCGAAGUCUACAACAUUGUCUGCGAGAGCAUCGGCAUCAAGCCUGGUCCAAACAACGGCACGCUACAUCUGCCUCUGAGGCCGCAGGGGCUGCACAGUGAUGACAAGGCGCUGCAGCUUGAUACGCCGCACGACGCGCCCGAGGAUGCCGAGACGACUGAUCCGCCGCCAGGAUCAGGAGUGCAAGGAGAUCAGCAGCCUGGUGAUCCGGACCCGUCGACAUCGGAGGAGGGAUCACCCGACAGUGAUACGUCUGGCAGCGGCAAGAAGAACUGGUGGAAGUUCUUACACGAUCAGCUCGAGAAGGCAAAGGAAUGGGCGAAGCAGUUUGCUGAGGCAAUUAAGGGUAACAAGCCAGACUCUGGCACGACUCCGACCUGA
Molecule: messenger RNA, 1995 nt
Organism: Cyphellophora attinorum
Lineage: Eukaryota; Fungi; Ascomycota; Eurotiomycetes; Chaetothyriales; Cyphellophoraceae
Product: putative pyrophosphatase/phosphodiesterase
Exons: 2
Coding region: 1-1995 (664 amino acids)
Biological process (GO): nucleoside triphosphate metabolic process
Molecular function (GO): ribonucleoside triphosphate phosphatase activity; nucleoside triphosphate diphosphatase activity
Source: RefSeq, a predicted model, not a curated record